AUGGACGAGCAUCUCCUCGUGCUGUCGCGCAUCGUGGAGCUGGCCUCCGCGGAGACGGGCAUCGACCAGCCCCUGUGCACGAGCUGCGCGGCCCGCUUCGCCAAGGAGCUCGAGCGCGAGGUCCAGGAGGCCAAGGACGACAUCAGAGCGUACGAACAGGCCCUGGAGCGCCUCGAGGCGAUGCCGGCGGACUCCGCGGUGAUGGAUGCGCUGCACCGCGAUGUGGAGGAGACGGAGGCGCAGAUCCGCGAGGAGGAGGCGGCACUGGCGGUGCUGCACGAGCGCAAGCUGGAGCUGAUCAAGGAGCUGGACGACACGGCGGCGGAGGAGGCGCGCGCGCGGGAAGAGAGCGACGCCGCGGACCGCCUGCUUCUCGAGUACGAGGCGGGGCUGCAGGAGCACCUCGGCGAGCGCGACGCCCUCCUCGCGAAGAUCAACCGCGCGGAGCGGGAGCACGACCGGCUCACCAAGGCGCGGCCGUUCGUGGACUGUUUCCACAUCUGGUACGACGGGCCGUUCGGGACGAUCACGGGCUUCCGGCUGGGCCGCACGCCCGAGGAGCCCGUGCCGUGGGAGGAGAUCAACGCCGGGCUCGGGCAGUGCGUGGCGCUGCUCGACGCCAUGGCGCGGGCGUGGCGCCGGCCCUUUUCCAAGUACCGGCUGGUGCCGAUGGGCAGCACGUCGAAGAUCGUGGACGGGAAGACGACGUACCCGCUGUACGGGCCGCCGCGCGUGAAGAUCCUGGCGUGGAAGUUCGACCACGCUAUGGUGUGCUACCUCACUUGUUUAAAUGAGUUCGCGACCUUUCUGGCGGAGCAGGAGCCGCCCACGGGGGGCGGCAACGUGAGGCGUCUGGAGCUGCCGUUUCCGAUCGAGGGCGACCGCGUGAACAACAUGACGGUGAAGGUGUCGUUCAACCGGGAGGCCACGUGGACGAAAGCUCUCAAGUACAUGUUGGCAGACUUGAAGACGGUUGUGCACUACAUGCUCGACAUCACGGACGGACACCCCGCCGACGCGCUGGGCUGGGUGCCCUCGGAGGCCGCGGCGAGGGAGGACCCCGGGGCGCAGCGGCGCCAGAGCGCGGGCGCAGGGCCGUCGGGGGUGCGGCAGGGGUGA
Pedinophyceae sp. YPF-701 is the source of this 1119-nucleotide messenger RNA. The record is from the annotation of a GenBank genome assembly. Lineage: Eukaryota; Viridiplantae; Chlorophyta; Pedinophyceae.